Messenger RNA from Phasianus colchicus (ring-necked pheasant), 2068 nucleotides. Lineage: Eukaryota; Metazoa; Chordata; Aves; Galliformes; Phasianidae. The record is from RefSeq and is a predicted model, not a curated record.
UGGAAGCAUCCCAGGCCAGGCUGGAUGUGGCUCUGGGCAGCCUGGUCUGCUGGUUGUGACUGCACACAGCAGGGGGAUUAAAACUACGUGAUCAUGGUGUCCUUUUCAACCCAGGCCAUUCCAUGAUUCUAUGAUUCCAUGACACAAGUGUACCCUCAGCAAAUUUGCUGAUGAUACCCAGUGCGGUGGUACAGCUGGCAGAGUAGAAGGGAGGGAUGCGAUCCAGAGGGACCUCCCGGCAUGGAGUCCCCAGUCACUGAGACAGUGCCGGGCAGCGGUGCCCAGCAGCUGCUCCCUGGCAGGGGCUCUCCCUCAGCUGAGAUCAUUCCCUGCUUGGAAUUCCGCAUGGAACCGGAACCCCAGAGCCGAGUGCAUCACAGAACAUGCUGCGUUUGGGGGCCUGCAGGGCUGCCCUGCGUGCUGCCUGGUCCCCAGCCAUUCCCUGUGAGGUGACACUGCGCUGUGAUGUCACAGUGGUACCUCGUGCGCCCUCGUGGCAGCGGUGGGAGCGGUGGCUCAGUCCGCUUGUGGGACCCGCAGGAAGCGGAACCAGAGAGAGCGUUGCGUCUACCUGGAGAUUUCCUGCUGUCAUGGAGCGGCUGAGAGCCCUUCGAGGUCUCUUUGCCUGUGUGGGCUGCGUGCCCAGACGUACGCGUCGCAGGGAGAGAAGCAGGGUGCCGAGCCCUGUCCCUGCCUGCGCCGUGACUUCGCUGCUGCGGCGCCUGCAAGACCGGGAGGGUGACCGAGCGCAGGCGUACCGUGAGCUGGAGGGCGCCCUGUGGGAAGAUGACAGCCGCCCGCUGUGCGGAGUGGUGAACCGGCUGCUGGCAGAGGUGUCCCAGGACCUGACGGCAGCCCAGGUGAGGGGUCACUCCCGAUGGCAAAGGGAGCCGCUGCCCACACUGGCGUUCUGCUGGCAGACGGCGAUGGCUCAGCCCUUCCCAGGGCCUCGGGCGAUCUCCUGUGCCUCUUUCCUGUACAAGGCUCUGGGCACAGUGCUGGGAGCCUGUAAGGGAAUCCUCCACGUCCAGGAGAAGCUGCUGCAGCACCUGGAGGAAGCAAACGCGGAGGACCCAUGUGAGGCCCAGGGAAUGGUCUCUCUUCUCAGCCACGUGGCUGAGAGUAACUUCCAAGCAGUCCUGGCCAUGCUCACCACGUUUGCGUCCAGGCUGUGCAAAGGCCGCAACGCGAGGAUUUCCAGGCGCAAGAAGAUGGAGCUGGACAGCACGAGAGCUCAGGCCACACGCAGCGCUCUCGUGCUUGCCCACGGCAGCUUGGCACUGCGUGCCUCCAAGGAACAGCUGCUCGCCCACCUGGAGGGAGACAUCGUGGGCAACAUCCUGAUGCUCUACAGCUGCAGCUGCCGGGACUUGCAGAACAACCUCGCACUGGUGCAGAGCAUCACCGACUUCAGCUCUGCCUUCCAAGCAGUCGUGGGUGAUUCUGCAUGCUUUAACCCCUUCUUGAAGGGAAAGCUUCUGGAGAUCCUGAUGGACCUGCUGAAGAAAUAUUACUCAGGCAUCCCUGUCUCCCCAGUGCCCCUCAAGGUGGUUCUGGCCCUGGAGCAGUUGAGCAAGCUGAAGCCCUGUUUCGAAAGCAAGGACAUGCGGGAGAUGUUGGUCCUGUGCUGCAAGAACAUCGUGACGCACCCUUCAGCAGAGAUGAUGCUGAAGAUCAGGAAGUCACAGCACGCAGCGCAGUACCUGCAGCUUCAGCAAACGUCCCUGAAAGCUCUGGGCCAGCUCAUGGUGGUUCUGCUCGAGACAGAACCCACCGGCAGCUUCUUUCACAACAUAGUCCAUGUGAGUAGGUGUGGGGCAAGGGAGAAAGCAUGGUGCCUGUCAAUAGUGGGGGCAGAAAUCUGGGGACUGAGAGGGUGAUCAGAGGGGAGCAAUCUCCUGCUGACGUGCCAGCUCACUGCGAGCUCAGAAAUGGGCAGAGCGAUGGGCCCUGCAGGGGAAAGGCAGGAGCCAGCCCCUGGCAGGCCACAGCCGAGGAAAAGCUCCCGGGUUAGCAGGCAGGAUGACUGCAGAGAGCGGGGGCAGCAGUGCCGGUGCUCAGUCAGGCU